Gryllus bimaculatus (two-spotted cricket) is the source of this 2547-nucleotide messenger RNA. NCBI's taxonomy places the organism in Eukaryota, Metazoa, Arthropoda, Insecta, Orthoptera, Gryllidae. The record is from the annotation of a GenBank genome assembly.
AUAUUGAAUGAAAAACCCUCAUACACAUUUCUACCGAUAGAUGUCAGUGCUACCAUGGCAACAAAUAUGUCGCUAUCGACAGUUGUUUGUAGGCGUUUUACAAGUUAUUUUUAUACGUAUUUAAGUUUCUAGUGUGUAGUGAGUGACGUUAUUAUGAAUCUGUGUAUUUUAUGACAGUGAAAAUUAAUGAGGGAACAGAAAAUUCUUGUGUUACCGUAGAAGUUCUUCGACACAUGCAACAUGUUAAACCAAGCUGCCGUUGAAGCUUUGUAUUCUGCCACAUAUGUGGAAAACUAUUUGGACUGUGUAGAAAAUUUGCCCGACGACUUGCAGAGACACUUAUCUCGAAUGAGAGAACUCGAUGUUACUUAUCAAGCAUAUUUGAAGGAGGUAGAACAGCAGCAAGAAAUGUCACGACGUGACACCGACACAAAUACGAAAAGACGAACGUUAAUUCGAAUCCAGCAAGCCCUAAUAGCUGCCCAAGAAGUUGGUGAUGAAAAACUGCAAAUAGUGCAACAAAUUCAGGAUUUAAUUGAAAAUAAAGCUCGCCAGUUAGAUCUAGAUUACAGAAAUCUUGAUUUUGGAAAAGAUCAAGAAAACACUGAACCUAAUAGAGAUAGUCAUCACCACCAUCAUGGUACCGGUGUGACAGCUGGAAGCGGCAGUGGUGCUGGGGGAGGUGAACGUCAGUCAAAACGACCCAGACGCACACGCACUGAUGCGACAUCAGGGAUUGAGGGCAAUAAUACCACAGAACUUUUGUCUGUUUCUGAACCUGUGCUUACAAGAGGUGGUAGUGGUGCUACUGGUUCAAAUGCAACUGCUGCAAACCAUAAGAAAGGUGGCAGUACAAAUAAGAAAAAGAAACGAAAGUCUCGGCAGUCACAGCAUCAGCAGCAGCAACAGCAACAACAACAGAGGGAUGAUUCACCUCCUCAUGAAGAUGAAUUAGCAAUUGAUCCAGACGAACCUACAUAUUGUUUGUGUGAUCAGAUAUCAUAUGGUGAAAUGAUCCUUUGUGACAAUGACCUCUGUCCAAUCGAAUGGUUUCAUUUCUCUUGUGUGGCUUUAGCAACGAAACCGAAAGGAAAAUGGUUCUGUCCAAAGUGUCGUGGUGAUAGGCCAAAUGUAAUGAAACCUAAAGCUCAGUUUCUCAAAGAAUUGGAAAGAUAUAAUAAGGAGAAAGAAGAAAAAUCUUAAAUAUGUGUGAAAUUAUUUUUAAAAACAAAUCUUAAUAGCAGGAAAAUACAUUGUAAUCAUAUUAUGUACAUAUUGAUACAAGGAGCAGGCAAUCUUGAGUUCUUUUAUGAACUGAUAGUUUAGGAGUGCGAGAUGCAUGAACUCUCUUUGAGUUUUAUAGAAUUUUUUCUUGAUUUUCACCUAUUAAAUAGCAAUAUGUAUUCUAAGAGGAUGACAGUGUCAUUUUUCCUAAAAUCAGAACUUUUAUAACAAAUAUAUAUAUUUAUGGAUUCCCCACAUUGGGGCAAAAAUUAUUGUUUUAACAUGUAAUUAAAUAUAUAUGUCAAUUAAAUAUCAUUUUCAUGUAAGUACACAAGAUGUGAUCUUAUGUAGAUCCCCGUUCAUAGAUGUAUUCUUCAAUUUGGUGAGGUGCAACUCAUUUAAUCUAGGUUAAAUUUGUUUUUGAUCAUUUUAUUAUUAAAUAACUGGCUUGGCAAUUAGAAAUCUGGUUUGUAUGGAGUUUAAAAAUUGGUAAGUUCACAAUAUUUUGUAAAAGUAUAACUAUAGUUUCUUGAUUCUCAUUUUUAUCUGAUGACUAAUUUAUCUCUUUGCAAUGAUUAUGUGAUAAAAAAUAGCCGUAGUUUCUCUGGAGGAUUAUAUGAAGUUUUAAGAUUAAAAUCUUUAUUUGACAAAUUUUUCAGGGAAGUACUAAGAGUACAAAUAAAUCUAGUCAUUUAUCUUUUGUCACGUUUCAAGAAUUCCUUAAAUCCAAUACAAAAAGCUUUGUUUGUAUUGGACAAUUUUCUACUUCUCAGGUCAGAGUGUAAAAUGUUUAAACUGGAAUAUUCUUUAGAUAUUAAUAUGGCAUGAAAAUUCUGUAAUGUUCUGAGGAGCUGCUAUGGCAGUAAAACUCCCGAUUAGGUGUAAAUUGUCAUAUGGGCGUACCUGUUUGACAGAAUUGUAAUUGCUUUCCAGUGAAAUCAACUAAUUUUUCUCUUUCAGUAAUAUCUUCCCUUGAUUUGGUCAAAUUUUCGUAAUGGUAUUGUGAGGCUCCAUUAUCUGUCAUUGGCUUUUAUCAUGUCAUAUGUAUACAGAUAAUUUCUUUUACCAGUCAUGCAGUCAUGUCAUACAGCUCCUGAGCCUGUGAUAAAUAUUUACUUGUAUGACUUUCCAACGAUAUGUAAAGAUUUUCUAAAAAUACAGAUAAUUUUUAAGCACUCCUUUUUAUAUUUGCUAUAUGACUGUUUUAGGCUACAUGCAUGUGAUGGUUAUGGCAAUCUCCUAUUACUUCAGUAAAACCAUGAUACAAGUUUUGUGGUGAAUGCAAUCAGAAAAGGCAACUGAAUUUUAAUCUGAGAAAUAAAA